Brugia malayi is the source of this 1155-nucleotide messenger RNA. It is a transcript of the gene Bma-jmjd-4, whose product is annotated as jmjC domain containing protein. Gene Ontology annotation, cellular component: cytoplasm; nucleus. The transcript has 6 exons. Gene Ontology annotation, molecular function: histone H4R3 demethylase activity; sequence-specific DNA binding. Bases 1 to 1155 code for a protein of 384 amino acids. The record is from RefSeq and is a predicted model, not a curated record. Gene Ontology annotation, biological process: negative regulation of gene expression; protein hydroxylation; positive regulation of translational termination. NCBI's taxonomy places the organism in Eukaryota, Metazoa, Nematoda, Chromadorea, Rhabditida, Onchocercidae.
AUGUACUCUAAAGCAAUAGAGAAAUGGAAAAGUCGACGACAAUGGGUGAAAUAUAUGAAUGGAAAAAAUAUUGUAAAUAUCGAUUUUUUCAUCAAACAAUAUGGGCAUAUGGAAGUACCAUUGAUCAACGAAAGAACUGAUAGGAUAAUGGAAAAUUGUGGAAAGUGUAUAGAUUAUGAGGAAAAAUCUUCAUGUUCCCAAAACUCUAAAGAAUGUCAAAAAAUAAAGCUUAAAGAUUAUAUCAAAAUGAUGCGAGAAAAUAGUGGGUCAAGUAAUAUUGGCUAUGCUAAAGAUUGGCAUUUUCAACAAGAAUCGGGUACAUCUUAUGAAAUGUAUGGAUUGCCGUCGGUUUUGCGCUUUGACUGGAUAAACAAUGAGAUGUGGUCAAACGAUGAGCGUAAUCAGUUGGGCGAUUAUCGUUUUGUUUACCUUGGAGCCAAGAAUACUUGGACGCCAUUUCACGUUGACGUGAUGAAUUCAUAUAGUUGGUCAGCCAAUAUUUGCGGACGAAAGCUUUGGUAUUUUGUACCACCGAACAAUGAGGAAUACUUUAGAAUUAGUCGUGAUACAUUUUUAAAAGAUAUUCGAACGGUUCAAGACAGAUGGCUUGAGGCUGCUGUCGUAUCAUUUAUUCAAGAAGAAGGAGAAAUUGUUUUCGUUCCUUCGAAUUGGUAUCAUCAAGUCCAUAAUUUGGAAGAUACAAUUUCUAUCAAUCAUAACUUUGUUAAUGCAAGUAAUGUGGAUGUCAUUGUCGAGUUGAUAAUUAAACGUCUGAUGGAUAUAGACAUUGAAUUAGCCGAUUGUAGAUCUUGUUUCUCAUCUGCGGAAUACAAUAGUUUUUGCGAGAAGAUACUGGCUGCAGAUAUUCGGGUGAACUUAGCACAAUUCAGAUCAUUGCUCCAACUGAUUAUAGAUGAUCGAGGAAAUGAUGUAAACGAAUGCUGGAUUUGUCCACGACAUCGGUCAUUCUCGAAGUGCAAAAAGGAUGGCAAUUGUCUUGAAUUCAUGCGGACAGUGAUUCGAACAAAUUGUGCUUGUGAAGUGGGGAACAAUGUCAUUUGUAAUAACUGUCUAAAUUUCAUGAAACAAUACGAAAUUUCUGUUGCUGCUGAAUGCCUUGCGCGGAUUUGUCACAUCGAAGAAGAAAGGAAUUGA